Colletotrichum scovillei is the source of this 633-nucleotide messenger RNA. RefSeq lists its product as uncharacterized. NCBI's taxonomy places the organism in Eukaryota, Fungi, Ascomycota, Sordariomycetes, Glomerellales, Glomerellaceae. The transcript has a single exon. The record is from RefSeq and is a predicted model, not a curated record. Bases 1 to 633 code for a protein of 210 amino acids.
AUGGCUGAUAGCUACCUUCUUAGCACGAGUUCGGAUGAUAAAUGGCUCCCGACCUGCGUGACAUAUUACAAAGAACUCGACAGGGACAACUGGGUCUCGCUCCUCGAGUGCCAAUGGAAAGCACACAGCGGUCGAACAAGCUUAGAUUUCGUCCCGGCGUCAAUCGAGGACAACUUUCUUCGCGGCACCCAGACAGCGCUGGGUUCGCCUGAUUCCACAAUGACUCUGACGUCUUCCACGUCGGCCUCUGCCUCGGCGCCAGCUUCACCAUCGCCAGCGAGUUCUUCGUCCAACAUACCUACAAUCGUAGGCGGUGCCGUUGGAGGUUUAGUAGCAGUGGUCAUUGGAGCCUGUGUGGUUGUAUGGCUUCUUAUACGGGAGAAGCGAGCGUCGAGAACCCGGGAUGCCCUGUCUCCGUCGCAGAAUCCAUCACAGAGCGCUCAGUUCUCAAACCUGCCCGAGGUAUCUGUCCCUGCGAACCACCUGCCUCUAUAUUGCGGGGCUGAGGAGCGACAUAAGUAUCAGUCAGUGUCCGCAGCCUCGCCAUCCGGUCCCAGUGAGGCGCGUCUGGCGUCUUCUCCGUCGCCGAGACACACUAUCAACGUUAAUGAUUCCCCUGUUGAGCUCGAGUGA